CCGCAGGCUUGGCUCAAAGGGCCCAGCCCACACGCCUGCUUAAAGCCGUGAUCGCCCCGGCCUCACCCAGUCCCUGCCCAGGCCGAGUGGACACCUCCAGGACCUGCUGGUGGCUCCUGUUUGAGCUCAGAGCUCUCCGGGGAAGGCAGUCCUCUCUGACAUCUUUCUCUUUCUGGAGGGGGAGCAGAGGCCAUGUCUGACACAGAGGAGGUGACGGAGGAGUUCGAGGAGGAGCAGGAAGAAGACGCUGUGGAAGGGCAGGAGGAGGCAGCGGAAGAGGACCCUGAAGGUGGGGCUGAGGCUGAGGCUGAGUCCGAGGAGACCAAGGCAGAAGAAGAUGGACCAGAAGAAGCUAAAGAGGCUGAAGACGGCCCAGUGGAGGAGUCGAAACCCAAGCCCAGGCUGUUCAUGCCCAAUCUGGUGCCGCCCAAGAUCCCCGACGGAGAGAGAGUGGACUUCGAUGACAUCCACCGGAAGCGCAUGGAGAAGGACCUGAACGAGCUGCAGACGCUGAUCGAGGCUCACUUUGAGAACAGGAAGAAGGAGGAGGAGGAGCUUGUCUCCCUCAAAGACAGGAUUGAGAGGCGGCGGGCUGAGCGGGCGGAGCAGCAGCGCAUCCGGAGUGAGCGGGAGAAGGAGCGGCAGAACCGCCUGGCUGAGGAGAGGGCGAGGCGGGAGGAGGAGGAGAACAGGAGGAAGGCUGAGGAUGAGGCCCGGAAGAAGAAGGCGCUGUCCAACAUGAUGCAUUUCGGAGGGUACAUCCAGAAGCAAGCCCAGACGGAGAGGAAAAGUGGGAAGAGGCAGACGGAGCGGGAGAAGAAGAAGAAGAUUCUGGCAGAGAGGAGGAAGGUGCUGGCCAUUGACCACCUGAAUGAAGAUCAGCUGAGGGAGAAGGCCAAGGAACUGUGGCAGAGUAUCUAUAACCUGGAGGCUGAGAAGUUCGACCUGCAGGAGAAGUUCAAGCAGCAGAAAUACGAAAUCAACGUCCUCCGGAAUAGGAUCAACGAUAACCAGAAAGUCUCCAAGACCCGUGGGAAGGCCAAAGUCACCGGGCGCUGGAAGUAGAGGGAGCAGCGUCUGCCAAGGCUGGGCCUUCUCCCCAAGAGCUGCUCCUUGCUCACAUACUCGCCCUGCACCCCACAGCUCCAGGCCUAGCACCUCACCUGCCCCCACGCCCCACCUUGCCAGUAAUAAAAUGCCCCACACUGAAUGACA
Messenger RNA from Tupaia belangeri chinensis (Chinese tree shrew), 1215 nucleotides. It is a transcript of the gene TNNT2, whose product is annotated as troponin T2, cardiac type. The transcript has 16 exons. Gene Ontology annotation, molecular function: troponin C binding; troponin I binding; tropomyosin binding. Gene Ontology annotation, biological process: cardiac muscle contraction; sarcomere organization; regulation of muscle contraction. NCBI's taxonomy places the organism in Eukaryota, Metazoa, Chordata, Mammalia, Scandentia, Tupaiidae. Gene Ontology annotation, cellular component: troponin complex. The record is from RefSeq and is a predicted model, not a curated record. The coding region runs from base 193 to 1065 and encodes 290 amino acids.